Messenger RNA from Oryza sativa Japonica Group (Japanese rice), 1614 nucleotides. The record is from RefSeq and is a predicted model, not a curated record. NCBI's taxonomy places the organism in Eukaryota, Viridiplantae, Streptophyta, Magnoliopsida, Poales, Poaceae.
AAGCGAAGAAAGAACAAAAACAAACAAAAUCCUUGGGAAACUGUGACCUAUUGACUGUACCAGUAUCCUUUUGCAAGAUGGACGCAGUUCGGGAGACGUUUCCAGCAUCUUUAUCAUGAGAUAACUAUCUCCGUGGUGAAGCCGUGUCGGUUAGUGAGGCGGUCCCACCCAAGACGGAGGAGAUAGCGGCGGCGGGAGAGAGCUGCGGCGGCCGGCGGCGAUGCUGGCGCCGCGGAGCCUCCGGAAGGCGGCCGUGCCGCCGUCCCUGCUCUCCGACCCCUCGCCCGGCAGCCUCCAGCCCACCCGCCUCGCCGUCCACGUCAAUGCCGCCGGCUCCUCCUGCUCCGCCUACCUCGCCUCCGGCUGCCGCGUCUACAAGAUUGAGAUAGCCAUGGAGGGUGAGAUGUUGUCCAAGGGCAAGGAGAGCCUCUUGAUUCCUAUCAAUGCAGAGGUCAUAAGCUCGUCAGUGGUGGAUCGCUGCCCACAUCGUUCAGAGAUCCAGAGUGUAGUUCUUGCAGAGGGUGAAGGUGAUGGCUGUUUGAUUCUUGGAACAGUUGACUCUUAUGGUCAUCUUAUUGUAUCUCGGUUAGAUACGGUGGCUGAUGACAUUGACAGGGCCUCCUAUUCAGUACCACCUCGUGAUUGUGGUGUCGGAGAAGGAAGUUGGGCUGGGUUAUGUUUUAGUCCAAUGCACCAAUCCACGGUAGCUGUUGCUCGUGAAUUGUGUAAGUGCAUUGAUAUCUACGACCAGGACAUUCAUGUUCGCAGUUUACGUACGUUAUGGUAUCCAUCUUCAUUUAGCUUUGCCCAGUGCAUGCCACAAGUGAAUGAAAGUGGUUCAAUGCUAGCAAUCGCUGAAGGUUCUCAGCUGAGCAUAUGGGACUUGAGAACGAGCAAUAAUGGUGGAUGCAUACACCGCAUUUCUGGCCCUAUUGGAGGCAUCAUAUACUCUCUCUGUAGUUCUCCUUCUGGACCAAUUGCUGUUGGUGGAACAGAUCGUACUGUAACCAUCUAUGAUCCUCGCAGGUGGUCAGCCUUGUCAAGAUGGGUUGGGUGCUCCAAGUAUGAGAUUACAGGCCUUUCAUUUUCAUCAGUUGAUGAAUCUUUCAUUUAUGUCCAAGGUGUUGAUUAUGAGAUUACAUGUGGACUUUGGAAGGGAAACGAGCGAGCUUUCUCAUUUCGAGGGGACUCCAACUGGUUGGGUUUUUCAAAGUGUGCGAAUACAGAUGUUGUGGCUGGAUGGUGCGAAUCUGGAAGUGUCUUCGUUGCUGAUGUUAGGCAGGAUUGUCUAUCAGUAAUCGGGUAAUGUCUGACGGCUGGAAGCUAGCAAGAAGCCAAUAUUCGUUUUUAGAGGUGAUUUUAGCGUCUCCUGCCCAAACUGAAUCAAGGAUGGACAGUGAUUACUUACCCUUUCAUCUGCAUUAGAAUUUCUGUAGCUAAUGUUUGGUGUGUUGAUGCAACUGAUCAUGUUCUUUUCCGCCCCCAUUUUUAUAUAAAAAAAAAGUCAGUAGGGGGCCUUUUGGAAUCACUUCACGAGAGGAACCAUACUCUAAUUUACUAUAUAUGAACUGUAACAUUUAGUUACCCUUAACGAAUCAUUUGAAUUUUACGUCA